Messenger RNA from Pneumocystis jirovecii RU7, 3972 nucleotides. RefSeq lists its product as uncharacterized. Gene Ontology annotation, cellular component: nuclear pore inner ring; nuclear pore. The coding region runs from base 1 to 3972 and encodes 1323 amino acids. Gene Ontology annotation, molecular function: structural constituent of nuclear pore. Gene Ontology annotation, biological process: RNA export from nucleus; protein localization to nuclear inner membrane; transcription-dependent tethering of RNA polymerase II gene DNA at nuclear periphery. The transcript is spliced from 14 exons. NCBI's taxonomy places the organism in Eukaryota, Fungi, Ascomycota, Pneumocystomycetes, Pneumocystales, Pneumocystaceae. The record is from RefSeq and is a predicted model, not a curated record.
AUGGAGAAUAAAGCUAUUCUCAACCAUAAAAAUCACGGGAUACAGUCUCAUUCAUCUACUGAUCCUCUUUUUGAGCCACUUCAUCGAGCUAGUACGGCAAUUAAUAUGUGCAUAACAAGAGACGAAAAUUAUCCAGAAAUUGGCGAUAUUUUAACACAGGGAUAUUCUUCUGAUUAUAAUUUGCCUUUGCAUUUUUUUUGGAAGCCAUUUUCACGUAUUUCAGUGAUGAAUAUACCAGAUGCUAUUUUCGAACAAUAUAAUAAAACGGAGUGUUAUACACAAAUGGGACUUUUUCCUGAAAUACAAAGAGCAUGGAUUACAGUAGAUAAUAGAUUGUAUUUAUGGAAUUAUCUAAAUGGUGAGGAUUUUCAAUCUUAUGAAGAUUUGGAUCGAACAAUUAUUUGUAUUAAGUUAGUAAAACCUAGGCCUGGUGUUUUUAUUGAUUCAAUUGAAUUCUUGCUUGUUAUUUCUACGUUGAAUGAUAUUUUUCUUCUAGGUGUAGAAUAUUUAACUUCUAAAUCAUCAGAAAAUGCUAAAGAACUUGUUUUUUAUUCAACAAAAAUGUCUAUUUCUGUUUCAGGUAUCGAUGUUUUGUGCAUAGAAGGUACUGUGGAUGGGCGUAUUUUUUUUUCUGGAAAACAGGAUGAUAGUAUUUACGAGAUUUUAUAUCAAGUCGAUGAUGGAUGGUUUUCUAAAAGAUGUAGUAAAGUGAAUCAUACUGGAACUGUAAUCGAUCGCUUUGUUCCAAAAGGACUUUGGUUUAAUUGGAAAAAUGAAACAAUUUUACAACUUGUAACAGACAAUUCAAGAAAUUUAUUAUAUGCAUUAACAUCUAAGUCAUCUAUUCGUGCAUAUCAUCUAGCAAAUCAACAAAGUCUUAAUCAUGUUAUAAGCUAUUCUUACCGUUCAAUUGUUGCACAUGCUCAAAUGGUUAAUGCUAGUUCUUCUCUUUUAGAUCCACGAACAACAACUAUUAUUUCAUUAGCGCCUGUACCUUUAAGCGAGUCUAGUCAAAUCUAUCUUAUUGCUAUUACAUCUACUGGUUGUAGAUUGUAUUUAAGAGCAUCAAGAUCUAGUUGGAGCAUAAACGGGCCUCCUUCUACAAUGACAUGUACACAUGUUAGAUUUCCACCGGUUGAUUCUGAUAAUAAGCAAGAAGAUUAUAAAGUUCAACCAAGUAAUAUUUCAUAUAAGGUUUUAAAUAAUAACACUCUUUUAAAUUCUUUAUCUUCGUUUAUUUUAACUUCUAUUCGUAUUGGUCAUGUUUUCUCUCCAGGUUAUUUUUUAGCAUUUAAAUCUUCUGCUUCAGUAUCAGAGGGUGACAAACUUUUUGCUUCUGCAGCAGAUACUGGUAGAAUUCUUCAUGGAACACUUAAUAAUCAUCGUUUAUCAUUAGUUGAAACAGCUGGAUGGAUACCUUUAGAAGGUUAUGUCCAAGCAGUUUCACUACUUACACCACCAACAUAUUGUCCUAAUGAAUUGAAAACUCAGUAUAAUGUAUUUUCUCCUCAAAUAGCAGUGUUAACAAAUACUGGUGUACAUAUUAUACAAAGGAGAAAUAAUUUUCAAAUUCUUUAUUCUGCUAUAAAAUAUGGUGCAUCUACUCUUAAUGGAGUUGAAGGAGAAAUUCAAUCUUUUUUUGAAAUGGUUGGACAAGCUGAAGGCUGUGCAACAUGUUUAGGUUUGAUUUGUGGAAAAAUUGAUACAAUAUCUCAGCCUGAUGAAUAUUAUAAUACUAAAUAUUUUUCCAAUAGAAACAAUAUAUUAGCUGAUUCUGAUAUUAUUGAAAUUGCUCGGAAAUAUUAUAUUGAAUUUGGCGGUAAACCGUUUACUAAACAAACACAAUAUAAAUUUGGACAAGAAGUGUUAGAUUUGGAUAAUGUCCAACUUUCAGCUCGCCAUGAUGGCUUAGUUAUAUAUAUAGCUAGAAGUAUUGGAGAAUUAUGGAAAAAGCCAUUUAUAAAACAUACCAUCAAUAAAAAGUUAUCCAUUAAGACUUAUUCAAGCAAUUUUCCCACAACUACAUUACUUCGUAUUCGAUCAGAAUUUGUUACAUUACUUGAGUUUCUUGAUAACAAUAAAUCAUAUAUAAAAGGACUUGUUGCACCUGACCAGCUCUCUGGAUCAAUGAGUCGUUCUGAGGAGAUAUCUUUUCAAGCCGAACAUAGGGCUCUUCAUGCUUUAAUUCUAUUGAUACGUAGGAUUAUUGAAGGAUUAUCUUUUGUAUGUGUCCUUAUAGAUGAUACACCAUCAAAAUUGCAUGAUAUAAUUUCAUCUCUUUCUAAACAAAGUCAAGAUAAUUGCUUAAAGCUUACUUUUGAAGAUCUUUUUUCUAAAGAAUCAGGAAAAGAAUUAGCAAAAGAUUUGGUUACAGCUAUUGUUAAUAAACAAUUGGCUGGAGGAGGAAGUGUAGAUGCUGUUAGUGAGUCUUUAAGAAAAAGAUGCGGUGGAUUUUGUAGUGCAGAUGAUGUUAUUAUGUAUAAGGCUAUUGAACAAUUAAGACGAGCAAAAGAAAAGUUUGAAUUUAGUGAUGAAAAAAAGAGGUCUUUACAGGAAUGUCUUCGUCUUUUCAUGAAAAUUGCUUCUAAUUUGACUUUGGAAAAUCUAAAUGAAACUGUUGCUGAAUUUAGAGAUUUAGGGUUUCAUACAGGCGCUGUAGAAUUAUGCUUAGCGGUUGCUAAAGCUUUUGAUCCUGAUGAUUUGUCUUUAUCAUAUAUUAUAGAUGGGCAUCCACUAAAUGAUUUUCGACAUUAUUAUUAUACUCAGCGCAUGAAAUAUUACUCACUAAUUUUUGAAACUCUUUAUGACAUUGAUAAAAUAAUUGAAGAGACUUUAGAUAAUGAUAAUUCAAAUAUUACCUUAUUGAGAGAUGAUACAUACAAAACUGCAUAUUUAUCAAGAGAUAAAUUGUUUCAUUAUUCUCUAUAUGAUUGGUAUGUUGAACGUGGAAUGUUGGAGCGAAUUUUAAAUAUUGAAACACCAUAUGUUCAGACAUAUUUAGAAAGAAGAAGCAUUAAUGAUCUUGAUUUAGCUGAUCUUUUAUGGCAAUAUCAUUCAAAACAUGGUUCAUUUUAUGAGGCUGCACGUGUUUUAUAUGAAUUAGCACAAAGCAAUUUUCCUAUUACUUUAGGCCAAAGAAUGGAAUAUCUUAGUCGUGGAAAGGGUUUAUGUAAUUGUGAUGUUUCAUUAGAAAUUAGACCAAUGAUGAAUAAGCUGGCACAUGAUUUACAAGAAGAACUUGACGUGAUUACUAUUCAAGAUGACAUUAUUCAAUCUAUUCGUAAUGAUGAAAGAUUAAGUGUUGAGAAAAAGCAUGAGAUGAUAAGAAAUCUUGAUGGGAAAUUAAUACCUCUUACAGAACUUUUUAAUAAAUAUGCCGAUCUUUUAGGCUAUGGUGAAAUAUGUUUAGCAAUAUUUCAUGUUUCAGAUUAUAGAGGAAAAGCUGAUAUUAUUCAGUGUUGGGAAAAAAUUAUAACUAAAGAAAAUAAUCUUGCUUUUAAUAAAGAUAUUAAAGCAUAUGAAGCUAUUUCAGAGCUUAUUCGUAGAUUAGGUAGAAAAUUUGGAUCUUCUGAAAAUGUCUUUCCUCUCGAAGAUCUUGUUCCAAUGUUAGAAGUAUAUAGUUUUGAAAGACAAGAUGAUGGAGUCCCCCAGGGCUGGGUUAUAGAAUCUUUUCUUUCAGCAGGAGUUUCUCAUGGGCUAAUUUUUUCUAUUUUGGAUGAAAUGAUAGACCGUCGUGAAAGUCCUUGGCAAACAAAAUCUGCUUUAAUCUUUUUAAUUAAAGAAGCUGUACACUUAAUAACUUUAUGGGUAAAAGCUAAUACUAAAGCUGGUUUUGGACGCAAUGAGCGUCCAUUAAUGAAAAAUGAUAUUGUUUUGAUUGCUUUAAACAAAUAUUCUGUUCUAGUUUCCAAUAAUAUGAAAUUAAAAGAAUCUAUUAUAAGAUUAAUUAACGAUAUAAAUAAAAUAAUUUAA